Molecule: messenger RNA, 2090 nt
Organism: Pimephales promelas (fathead minnow)
Lineage: Eukaryota; Metazoa; Chordata; Actinopteri; Cypriniformes; Leuciscidae
Gene: stx4
Product: syntaxin 4
Biological process (GO): exocytosis; intracellular protein transport; vesicle fusion
Cellular component (GO): plasma membrane; endomembrane system; SNARE complex
Molecular function (GO): SNARE binding; SNAP receptor activity
Source: RefSeq, a predicted model, not a curated record
GAAGAAGAGAGGGACAAAUUCGUAUACAACUGCAUCGGCCUAUGUUGAACACUAAGCAUAACUGAAGUUUAUCCAUGUAGUUUGAUUAUUAUCAUUCGGGCACCUCACACCAGCGCCCAUCAACAAUCCUCUCUGACUGAAAGUUAUUUGUGGAAGUCGGCUCUGGCGUGAAAUGUGACUUUGAAUGGAAACUCCCUCUUUUUGGAUUUGAGUUUUUGCACGCUUUGUGAGUUUGCAGACAGAUGAGCGACGCCUGUUAAGACAGGAACUUUUCAUCAGGGCUGAAUUUAAGAUACUUCGAGAAUGCGUGACCGGACCAAAGAACUGGGCAAUACUGCUGGUGAUGCCUCGGACGAAGAUGAUGAAAACAGUGCUCUUAUGAUAAAGCCUGGAUCUGGGAGUUCAGGAAAUGAAGAGAAAGAAAAUGAGGCUUUCUUCAAAAAGGUUCAGGAGAUUCGAGAGGGCCUUGAAACUAUUAAGAAGAAGGUGUCGGAAUUGGAGAACAAACAGAAAACAGUGUUAGGAGUUGCACUUCCUGAGGACAGUAUGAAAAAGGAACUUCAGUCCCUCAGAGAAGACAUCAAAGUCAGGGCCAGCCAGAUCCAAAAGAAGUUAAAAGGCAUCGAACCCAAGAAAGCUGAAGGCGAAGACAAAUAUAUUCCAAUAAACGUUAGAAUGCGUCGCACUCAGCAUGGUGUUCUGUCCCGUGAAUUUCUGGAAUUGAUGGGUCACUGUAAUACAAUUCAAUCCCAUUACAGAGACCGAAAUGUGGAGAGGAUACAAAGACAACUCAAAAUCACUGGUAGCAAUGUCACAGAUGAUGAGCUGGAAUCAAUGCUUGAGAGUGGACAAACAGAUGUUUUCACACAAAAUAUUUUGAAUGAUGCUAAAGCUACCAGGCAGGCUCUGAACGAGAUUGAGUCGAGGCAUGAUGAGAUCAUCAAACUGGAGAGAAGCAUCAAAGAACUACAUGAUAUGUUUCAGUACCUUGCAAUGGAGGUGGAAGCACAGGGUGAGAUGGUGGACCGCAUUGAGGAGAACAUUAAGAGUUCCCAUAACUAUGUGGAAAAGGCUGUUGCGGAGACAGCUGCUGCUGUAAAAACUUCAAAAAAAGUGCGCAAGAAAAAGAUAUGGAUUGCAAUAUGCAUUGCUAUUUUACUUUUAAUUAUAGUUAUUGCCCUGGCUGUCUCUUUUAGCUGAGUGUUUUCCUUUAUUAGACUUCUUUGCCCACCAAGCACUGGGGUUUUCUUCCUAAACUUCUUCCUGAAGUCCCCAAUGCAAAUAACAUGGCCAUGCUCAUGACCAUUAUUGCUGUCCCAAAUCUAGCGACAUGUAUUUAAAUUUUAAAGUGUUAAUUAGUUGUUUUAGCUGCUUUGACCUACAAAGGAUUUGAUUUCAGACUCCUGAAAAUGUGUCAGUGGCACCACUUGGUUAUAAAAAGUUAAAUGGUAAAAACUGUUUGAAUUAACUGAUUACUGGAUUGACUUGAUUUCCAAGAUGGUGGACUUAAUUUGCAGAAACCAACUCUUAAACAUGGUCCUAUAGGGUAGAUUCAGAAGAAAUGCUAAUGAGAUUCCUAAUAUAUAACUCUUCCAUUUGGAGAUAAGCUCAAGAACUCUGAGUGAUGGGCUAUUUGUCUUUGCCCUACUAUGUUUAUAAGAUGUCUUUUGCAGUAUCUGUUGUGAUUUAUCCUUUUAUUAUGUCAUUUCAAGCUUAACUUUUGCUGAAAUAGCAUUUGAGGUCAUCUGUAUAUAAAUAUAUAUGUAACUAAUUUUAUACUCUGCUUUCCAUUAUAGUAACUACCUUUCAAAAUAUUUCUUCUCUUGCUCUCACAAUGACAUGUUCCAUACAUGUGUAUAUUUUAACACAUUUGUGCUCAGAAAUGAAUAUGUACAGUUAUUUGUUCAGUGCCUCAGUCUUGAUGCCUUUUCUUGAGAAUUUGCUGGGUGCCCACUGUGUGGCACUGUACAUGUCAAGAUCACCAAAAGUGCUUAUCUGGUUUCACUGUGCAGCCUCUGGACUUACUGACACAAUUUUCAUUCAUUACUGUGUUAAAUUUAAAUUUUAAAAUAAACUACUUGUACAUUUUA